Molecule: messenger RNA, 3249 nt
Organism: Trypanosoma conorhini
Lineage: Eukaryota; Euglenozoa; Kinetoplastea; Trypanosomatida; Trypanosomatidae
Product: putative leucine-rich repeat protein
Exons: 1
Coding region: 1-3249 (1082 amino acids)
Source: RefSeq, a predicted model, not a curated record
AUGUCCGCGCGCUCCGGGCGCCCGUUGCCCGACGGCGCGUCACAAAAGUUGGAGGCCCCGGCAGCCACGGCGACGGCGACGGCGGAGGUGGGGCUGCUGCCGCUGGUGCACUCCGACAACGAGCGGUGGCGGAGCAACAGCGCGUGCAGCUGCUCCUGCUGCAGGAACAACAUCAGCGGCAACGCGCACGCGGAGCUCAGCUGCAGUCACUCCCAAAAAACGCCGUCGGCUCUGCCAAAAAUGGCGCCGACGCCGGCCAACGUCCCGAGCGUCCCGUUGACGCCGCUCUCCGGGAGGCUGCGGGUGUCGCGAGAAAUCUCCUCCGGCGACCGACCCGUGGAGUUCCGUCUGCUGGCGGCAAACACGCCGCCGGUGUCAGUUAUCCCACUCCCGCCCCCGCAGCAGCCGCGGCUGCCGGGCGCCACGCCGAUGCCGUCCGGGGUCUCGGUCCAGCGGUACCGUGCGAAGCUGGAGGAGUGCGCGGAGCUCCACCGCCGCCUCCAGGACGCCGCCACGGAGCUCACGGUGACGCGGGACCAACUCUUCAGCGUCAAGUUGGAGGCAAACAGCUUCGUGAACGAAAUUCAACGGCUGAAGGAUGUGCUCUUUGUGGCAACGUCUGAGCUGCAAAGCACGCAGCAGCGUGUGGAUGAGCUGCAGCGAGAGAAUAAGCGGAUGGCGGCCGAGCUACGCGCGCGCCAGGCGCUCGCCACCGACACCGCCAGGCGGGUGGAGGUGUCUUCGGUGCUGAGGUCCGCCCUCGGCGCGGUCGCGGAGGCCUCCACGUACGGUAGCGAGGUACAGUCCUGCCGCCUCACGCAUUCCGCGGCGGAGUUUUGCCUGGACGGCGACGCACCCUCUUCCCUGCGUCAGGCGGCGGGUGUAGAUGCGUCGAAGACGGCCGCUGCCUUGGUCUCCUAUGCAGUUGAGUGCUUCCGCGCCGAGGUGAUGCCACACAUGGAGCUGCUGCAUAGCCUGUACGACGGUGGCCGACUGAUGGCCGUCGAUCCGCCCAUCUCCCACGCCCAGCUGAGCGCGUUGCGGCGCGUCCUCGUGAAGGCGACAGGGUUGGCCUCCCCCGGCGAGAAGGAGGGCCCGUCGCCGCCGCAGCUGCGCCAAUGCGGCUCCUUCGCCUCGUCCGCCGCACUGGCGUGGAUGCAGCAGGUGGAGCUUCUCUCCUUUCGCUGCGAGAACUGGCACGCCAGCCUCAGCACGCUCCUUUACCUGAUACGCAGCCUGGAGUCGGUGCGGGACCUGGAGCUCUUUUCCCUGAGCGACGCCGCCGUCGCGCGGCAACUGACCGGGGCCCUGCUCAUGGCGCCUCACGUGGAGAUGCUCUCGCUGCCGGAGUUGUCGCUCGACGACGAGGGGCUGGCUGUGCUCUUCGCGUUUCUCGUUCGCCGCGAGCAGCUGGCGACGAGGCCUCCGCUGAUAAAGGCGUCACCGGCGUCCGCCUCCUCGCCGACGGAGCAGCGGCAGCGCGGCGCCGGGGAGGGCUCCGCCGCAGGGGAUAGCGCCGAAUACGCGGCGGGGAGUGGCGCGGGCCAACCGCCGCGCUGCGAUGCGCCGCUGGAGCCGCCGCUCGCCCUCCCCUGCCUGGACCUCAGCCGGUGCACCAUCGAGCACCCAACGGCGCUCUUCCGCACCUUCCGCGGGACGUCGGUGGAGGUGCUGGUGCUGACCGGGUGCGCCGCGCUGCGGGACGUGCACGUGCGCGGCGUCCUAGCGGCGUGCCCGCAGCUGCACACCCUCGACCUCUCCGGCAGCGAGGGACUCACGACGGCGUGUGUCACGUACAUCAGUCAGCACGAGCGUCUGCGGGUGCUGCGACUGGAAAACUGCCCCGCCGUCAAGCAAAUUGAGUUGGCGAACGUGGAGGUUCUCUUCUCAUCGCUCGCGUACGUCACGCGACUUUGGGCGCCGGAGCUGCGCCGUCUGCCGACGCCGCUCACGCACUCGCACGUGCUAUUUGACUUCUACGCCCCCAAACUGGCAGAGGUGACGCUGAAAGGCGUCGUCGUGGAUUGCGGCACACUCGCUGCGUUUGUGUCCGGCAGCGACGGCGACGGCGCGACGGAACGAACGGCGACGUCCGCCGACGUCACGCUCAGCUGCAGCAUCCCGUCUGUGGAGAAGCUUCUCCAGCAGCAGCAGCAGCAGCAAGAAGAGCAACAGCCGCGGGAGGCGGGGGAGGAGCAGGAGGAGGCGGAGGUGCCGGUGCCCGGCGAGGUGGCACAACUUCUGUCUGUUGGGUUCAUUGGGUGCACCAUCGCCGCCCCCGCCGAGCUGAACGCCUUCCUGCGGCAGCAAGCCCAACUGCUGCGGCUUUCCCUCCACGGCUGCCAGGGGGUGGUGGACGCGAACCUUGCGGGACUUCCCGCCACAAUUAUGGAGCUCGACGUUGGCGGGGUCGCGCAGCUGACGGGCAGCAGCAUCGCCGCCAUCGUCACCAGGCUGCCGCAGCUCAUCAAGCUAAGCCUCAAGAACGCCGGCGCGGCCAUAGAGAACGCAGACCUGCAUCGCUUGCGGGGGCUGGGGAACCUGGAGGUGUUGAACCUUCUCGGGCUACCGCAGCUGCUGCCAGAGGUGGUGGCCGCCGUGGCGGGGGCCCUGCCGCGGCUCCGCGUGUUGUACCAUGAGACGGCGGUGCUGGAGCACACGCGUCCGACGGUCGUCGUGCAGGUGCUUCGCAGCGACGAGGAAGACACCACCCGCCAGGACAUUCAUCACUGCUCAAAGGAGUUGCUGCACCUCCGCAACGAGACGGCGCUCGCGCUGUGGAUGGAGGCCCAGCUGCCAAAACCCGCGCAGCUUCUGCCGCAGAGCUACGUGCCCACGCACGGCGUGAGCGUCGGGGCCCCGCAACCGCCGCUGACGAAGAACACAACAUUCUACGAGUUAACCAAGCAGACGCUCUCGUCGCAGGGGACCUUCGCCCCGGAUUCGGAGGAGGAUGACGAGCCCGUGCUGGCGGGCGACGAGGAGAAGUUGCUGCAACAAGAGCAACCGGAUGUCUUGCAGAUUCUCGGCGACGAGGAGGAGGCGCCGCCGCACUUGCCCUCCACGGAGAGGUGCGACGACGACGAGGAGAACGAGGAUGAGAAGUCGCGAGCGAGCUUGUACGACACCCGACGCAGGACGGAGUCUGCGAUGGACGAACGGAGCCGAUUAGCCAUUGAAAAGACACCAUUGGGUCCAUGGGGUGAGGCCGACAUCGUCGCCGAGCAUCGGCGACAUUCGGGGAAUUGA